Molecule: messenger RNA, 1104 nt
Organism: Mesorhabditis spiculigera
Lineage: Eukaryota; Metazoa; Nematoda; Chromadorea; Rhabditida; Rhabditidae
Source: the annotation of a GenBank genome assembly
AUGGGCAAGAAUCGGCUGGCCCGAUGGGUACUGUGCGUCGGAUUGUUGAUUCUACUGUAUUUGCUGCUACGAUCUGGGGGGAAUGCGGAAACGGAACCAUGCCACCAAGCCCUGCUCUCCUUGAACAUGACGGCUGUCGGGCUGGUCAUCGUCGACCCAGUUUUCCUCUCCGAAUUCCACCGUAACUGCCAUGCCAUUCCGCGAUACCCCCUGAUGACGAUGAUCGCAAAAGAUUCGGGGCAUACCGUAACUCGAGAGCUACUCAAGCUUUUUCGCGUGCUGCCAUACACCGAAAACGACGCCGAAGAUUUCAUCCAGGUCCAGGACAAUCGCACGUUUAGAUUGCUCCCGAAAAGCAUCAUCUACCAUCAAAUAGGAAGCGUGAAAUUGCCGGCGAAUAUUCCGCAGUUUCUCGAAUUCUGGCGUCGAAGUCGUGAAAUUGAAUGUAAAAACGUGUUACAACGAGAUGAAUCGGAGACAAAUCGAACAUAUCCCCUCGAAGCGAUUGAAGCGCUGGCCGAUAUUCGGGAUAUUAUCAUCAAUUAUGGGGCAUAUCCAUUUCUGCAGGGUGGCACGUUAUUGGGCUGGUACCGCGAGUGUUCAAUCAUUCCCCAUACCUAUGAUAUGGAUCUCGGGAUCAGACACGCAGAAUUCAGCCCAUCACUGCAACAUCAUUUCGCAACACUUCCCACCAAUGGACCGUUGGCAUUGUAUCGAAUACUUGGAAUGCCGUGGGAAGGCUACGAAAUGACGGUGUACGCGUGGGAUUUCGAGUUGCCGGUCGAUAUAUUUAUUGUGUACGAUGAGGGCAGAUAUUCAUGGGUGGGCGGUACGAGCAACUCACUUCAAAAGUACAGAUACUACUAUCCACGGUACACCUCAUUCUGCUCGGCAAAUCUGCUCGGGCGCCAUUUUUUCGUGCCCUGCAAUGUUGAGGAGACGAUUCGGGUGGAUUACGGUCCAAAAUGGGCGGAGGACUGGCCGACCGAUCUCUACAGCUGGUCAUCUUCCGGCAAAAACGUCAAGAAAGCCGGAAAAUGGCCGGAACACAUGCGGAAGCAAGUGUUGCAGAUAUUUUUGGGGUCCGCGUCGACGAGUGACGAA